Anolis carolinensis (green anole) is the source of this 2982-nucleotide messenger RNA. It is a transcript of the gene il17rel, whose product is annotated as interleukin 17 receptor E like. The record is from RefSeq and is a predicted model, not a curated record. The transcript is spliced from 18 exons. Gene Ontology annotation, molecular function: interleukin-17 receptor activity. NCBI's taxonomy places the organism in Eukaryota, Metazoa, Chordata, Lepidosauria, Squamata, Anolidae. The coding region runs from base 139 to 1689 and encodes 516 amino acids.
UGGCAGAUGGGAACAACUGUUACUACAGGAAAAGUCUCAGACUCCUUUAUUUUAAAAUAUUAUUAUUAAUAAUAAACCAGUAAAGGAAACAAUUCUUUUCUGUAAAAGACAUUUAUAUAUAUAUUUUAAAAAAUCAAGAUGUUAUUUAAGAUACAACUUUUUGCAGUGUUUUGGGGAACAUAUGGUCACCAGCUCCUUCCUAGGAUUGAAGAAUGUGGAGUCACAUGUUCACAGGGAUUUCUUUGCAAAAUUCAACCUGCUUCUAGUAUUUUGAAUAGUUUCUGCCAUGAUGCUCCUGCCUCUUUGCCUCCGAUUCCCCUGAGAGGCAUGAAGCUUGAGACUGUCAUGAAUUGUGCUGAACAAAUUGACUGUUCACUUCACUUAAGUGUUAAGGGAACACUGCAUCUUGAUGAAAAUAUUCGUGGCAUGGAAAUAUGUGCUCUCUCAAUGGAAACUCAGGCAUCUAAUUGUGUGACUGUGAAAAUUUCCACAAAUAUAAAUGCAAAUUCUGCUGGGAGGAAGGUGAAAGUACAAUUUAAUUGCUUUGAAGUCAGUGCAGGGCAGCAUCUCUAUGUUACCAUGAAAACACUUCCAAAUUACUGUGCAGUUAAACGAACUCAAGAAUAUUAUGUUGAAGAUUGCCAAAACAGUGAUGUGGCAAGAAAUAUUCCAGACUGUUUUGUUCCCCAAAUGGUUUAUGAGGUGGACAGAAUGCAAAAGACCAUUUCGGUAAACAUUUUGGAAGUUACUCAAGGCACGGACUAUUAUGUUCGGUUAUGCUAUCUGCGGUUUGUGUGUGAAGAUGCAGGAUUGGUCACCGUGAUUACAGAAAAGGAUUCGAUGAAACCAGUUUCUUUCCCCUAUGAUGAGCUACUGCCUUGUCUCUGUGUCGAGGCAUGGGCAGCAAUUCCAGAUGCACGGAGAAUACGAGUGUGCCCAUUUAAAAAUGAUACUAAAGCCCUCUGGGACAAUCUAAAUUAUAAUCCUGUUACACAAUCACUGGUAUGGGAAGCUGCCUGUCCCAUUGAUGUUACUGUCAGCCUUUGUCAGUUGAUGGAGACAGACAACGAGUGUGUUGAUCUAGAGAACACUUUCAAGACUAAUCUAGAGAAAGUGAAAUAUUCUCAAGUCGAUGCCAAUCCAGGACUUUGUAUGAAGUUUACAACAGAUGAUGGUUCCUGGGUGAGAUGUCCUUUUGCCCAUGGAAAUUUCCAAGCUUGGAAAAUGAGACUUGCUGUGAUGGAAGAUCACAUAGAAGUUUCCUUCGUGUCACACCCAGAGGCAAAAUUUUCAGUUCUUGUAUGUCAAAAGACUGAGUCGUCUUCAUGUAACUCUGCUGGAAUACACCAGCCAAUUUCAGUGGCUGGUCUAAAGUCAGUGUCUGUCAACAUUUCGGAGAAAACAUGUGGUUCCAACUUCUGCAUUCAGGGAUGGAGAACAGAUGUGGAUUAUUCUAUCCCUUCAUAUAUCUGUGAUUUGCCUUGCACCUCUUCUACUCGUGGCACGGGAAUUUAUGAAAAUUCCUUUAGUAUCCUACCUCUAGCAGCAUUGCUUGCUAUACUUGGGACUAUGAUGGCUCUUCUUGGACACAAACUUUUUUCAGUUUUCCAUAGGAAGAGAAAUGAAAAGGAAAACAGAUCACAUAACACAAUACAGAGAUUGAAGAGCACCCAAUCUUCGUAUUUAUGAAGGAGAGCAAAUGGUUUAGAAUUUCCAACUUUUCACCAAACGUCUCAGGAGCCUGGACUUCUUCUCUGUUGCAAACUGUUACUUAUGUGAAUAGUCUUCACAUGCCAGCGGUCCUUACUGACUGCCACACCAUUCAUGUUUCAACAGUGUAAACUCCGACAUUGUGCCAGACUUCUUCAAACCUGUGCCUUCCAAAUGUGUUCGGACUACAAAGUCUAUAAUCUCCAUUAAAAAUACUGCUCUGGUCAAAUUGUUUUUCUUGAGAGCAAACUUGCUCUUUAGAUGUUGCAGUACUAUGUACUGUUAGAGUUGGUUCUUUAUGGUUUCAUCCCAUGGUGUGCUACUACAAGCAAUUGAAAGGCCACAACUUAUAGGAAUAUUUCUAUGGGAUGAACAGCUCUUCCCAUCUCUCCUAAUGCAUCGUCAGUGUAAAGCAAAAUCUACAAUUGUUCUUCACCAUAUCAUUGUGGGCUUUCUAGCAGUGCCAUGGGAAGAGCCUUUCAGGAGACAGUUCCUUGAUGUUACUCUGUAUAUAAGAAAUGUCACUGUGUAUAUAGUGUCUUGCUUUUGAAUAACAUUUCAUUGAUAACAUGACUUUUUGUAAAUAAACAACCCUAGGCUGUUCCAGGAGUUGCUGAAUGGGAGAUAUUUUGUAUCAUUGUUUUCUUUAAUCAUUCAAUUAUUUCAUGUUGUUGUUGUUGUUGUUGUUGUUGUUAUUAUUAUUAUUAUUAUUAUUAUUAUUAUUAUUAUUUACCUCAUAUGCAUCUCAUGUUUUUUUCUAAUAGUUGGGGUCAUUUAACCAAAGACGGUAUGUACUGUUAAUAGAGUACUGGCCAGGAAACCAGUUCCAUUGAAUUUAUGUGGCUCACUUUUCAUUAAAUGUAUUCAUUCUUAGUUCUUAUCCACAAAUCAGUGAGAAUUUGUUACAGAUUAGUAGCCUGGGCUUGAAUCUAAGCUACUCUUUUGAGGUCUUUGGUACCAAUAUCUUCAAGUUUUCAAAAGUAUUGUGCCACGCUGUAACCGUAUAUGUUAUCUUGUCCUUUCACCAAUCCUCUAGUAUUUCAUAUUGAAUUCAAAUUAGAAUUCUGCUACUUGUGAUGGAGGAAGAGAAGCAAGAAGAUUGGUGGGGAAAGAAGGGGAAUGAAGUCCAAUAUUAGCCAUGCCUUACAACAUUUAAAAACUGUUGGCACACCAUCUCUGGGCAAAACAUCAUCGUGAGCCAUGUGUGGAUGAAGACCUUUUUGUUUUCCACUCCUGCCUUGUACUUAAAUUAAAUUAUGUCCUAGAAUCAAA